UUAUUACAAAUAUCAGCCGUUCAUUAGGGUUUCACAUUCACAGUGCAUUUUGGAGCAAACGUUUUCUGAGCCGCAGCCAUGGUGAACGUACCAAAGACAAAGAAGACUUUCUGCAAGUCGAAGGAGUGCAAAAAGCACACCCUGCACAAGGUUACCCAGUACAAGAAGGGUAAAGACAGCUUAGCUGCUCAGGGGAAGAGGCGUUAUGACCGCAAGCAAUCUGGUUAUGGUGGUCAGACCAAGCCUGUUUUCCACAAGAAGGCUAAGACAACUAAGAAGAUUGUGUUGAGGCUGCAGUGCCAGAGCUGCAAGCAUAUGUCCCAGCACGCGAUCAAGAGGUGCAAGCAUUUCGAGAUUGGUGGGGACAAGAAAGGAAAGGGAACUUCGCUGUUUUAAGUGCAUCUGUUCGGAAAUUGGAACUAUUGGCUUUUUGCAUCGUUUUGUUGAACUAUGGAAAUGUUCUUGCUGUUUUAGAUUUAUGUUUGUUGAAAUCUCGGAUAUCGUAUAACUCGGUUUUGUGUUUACUUUAUUGGAUUAUGAUUUAUUUUCAGUAGUUAAUUAACGUCGUCACUUUACAGUUC
Messenger RNA from Erythranthe guttata (spotted monkey flower), 581 nucleotides. RefSeq names its product large ribosomal subunit protein eL42. Gene Ontology annotation, cellular component: ribosome. The record is from RefSeq and is a predicted model, not a curated record. NCBI's taxonomy places the organism in Eukaryota, Viridiplantae, Streptophyta, Magnoliopsida, Lamiales, Phrymaceae. Gene Ontology annotation, biological process: translation. Gene Ontology annotation, molecular function: structural constituent of ribosome.